AUGACUAAGAAUAAAGAAAGAUAUAAUCACGGCACUACGAAGGAUAGCCGGGAGACAUCGGAACCUUUGGUGGCUCUAGCAGAAGAUAGGAGGGAGCGACCUCCUCACUAUCUUCCCAGGCUGAGUGUGGUUCUACCGUCAAGUUGUAACUCCAGCGUGGACCAGAUUCCUUCACCAGCUCUGAAGGAGACUCUCUCACAUGGAGACGAGUCUAUGACUGUGGUCCUCUCAGCGUUUUAUGCAAAAUUAUUAAUAGUUUUAGGACUGGCCCUGCCGGUCACCAGCACUAUACAGAAUGAACUUUACACAAACAUUAUAUCCGAUAUCUUUACACUGUAUCUGUAUAUAGUGGGUAUGAUCUUCUUGGCGUACACGUUCUUCCAUCUACGUAUCGCCAAAAAUAUCAAAGAUGACAGGAAACGUACUCGUUACGGCAGCUUCUACCUCCACAUGGGUGUGGCUGGCUUCGGAGUAGGCUCCAUCAUCUACUCCUGCCUCCAAUUCGGAGAGUACUUCGACCUCUCGGGAGACUGUCAGCUCCUCAUCGUCGCCCUCAAACCAACCUUCCGCAUACUCUUCAUGAUCGCGCAGACUAUUUUUAUAUUCUCGUACACGGACGUUCUGGACCCUAUGAGAGGAGUAGUCCUGGAUAGAUUCGGUCUGAUGCAUCUGAUAGCGACCAACGUCUGUGAAUGGCUGAAUGUGGUCAUUCAGGAGACGAGGGACGACAUACGAGCUGUGGCCUUUCAUGAACCGGCGCUAAUGAGAUACACCAACAUCGAAGGACCUUCCAGGACGACUUUAACUGAAACAAACUUAACUUCUCCACCUAAUCAUUUGAAUGAAACAGAGGUCAUCACAGCUGGCCAGGGUCUUGAAGCCUGGAGCUGUAACGUAUCGAACGUUAUAUCUCCUCUAAUUAGGAAUAUGAAUCCUUAUUUGCGGCCGUGCGGAGUCGAGUACAGCCUGCUGUGUUCUAUUAUUAUUGUUGUAAUAUGGAACGAUGUCUGCACGGUUCCUGGCUCGAAACCAAUAGCAUCCAAUUCCAAGUUAGAGAAGAAGCCUUGCUCUGUGAGAGUGAAACCGAUGAACCAUUUCUCAGUGGACUGCGGCCAGGCUCACAAGGGACUGUUCCUGGGAGUGGCUGGUCUCGCGGCGACCAUCGUCAGCCUGAUGAUCUUCAAAGGACUGUUCCAGAAGGAGAAACACGUCGAACUGGCUUUACUGACGAUCAACGUGUGGGAGACGGUUCUAUUCGUGUUGAUGUCCGUGGGGUCCGCGGCUUGUCUCCAGCGCAUGAGGUCCCUGUCUUCUCCACGGAGAGCCCCCGGGUUACCCCUGGAGCACGCUCUCCUAUUAGUCACGCAGUGCGGGGUCUACCUCUACUACUUGUUCCAGAUCAUCGGCGCAGGAUUCUCCAUACACAAGUUCCCAAGCGCCCGGCGCGCCACGAGAAUAAUAUCUCCCCUGUGCGCGGUGAUCCAAAGCUCCUGUCAGACUCUCCUCGUGUUGGAUGCCUGGUCUCGUCGCAGCUCUGGUCGUGAGGAGCGCCCUGGCCGGCAACUAGUCACCUUUCUCCUGGUCAGCAAUUUCUCCCUCUGGAUGCUCAACAGGGUCAAGAAUGCUCGCGCUGAGUUUCAUCCAUUGCAGAUGGAGUUCUACGGCGUGUGGGCGUGGACGAUCAUCACUCACGUGUCAGUGCCGCUGUUGGUCUGCUACAGGUUCCAAGCUACCGUUUGUUUUUACGAAAUAUGGAAGAACUCAUACAAGAGGAAGAAAGAGUACGACAGUGAACUAGAUGAGGUUGAAUUAAACAAAUUAGAUUCGCCGUAA
This is a messenger RNA of Danaus chrysippus (African queen), 1833 nucleotides long. Lineage: Eukaryota; Metazoa; Arthropoda; Insecta; Lepidoptera; Nymphalidae. The record is from the annotation of a GenBank genome assembly.